Messenger RNA from Plectropomus leopardus (leopard coralgrouper), 1639 nucleotides. It is a transcript of the gene znf207b, whose product is annotated as zinc finger protein 207, b. Lineage: Eukaryota; Metazoa; Chordata; Actinopteri; Perciformes; Serranidae. Gene Ontology annotation, molecular function: microtubule binding. The record is from RefSeq and is a predicted model, not a curated record. Gene Ontology annotation, biological process: mitotic spindle assembly checkpoint signaling; attachment of spindle microtubules to kinetochore; mitotic spindle assembly. Gene Ontology annotation, cellular component: kinetochore; nucleus; spindle matrix.
CCUCCAGCAAAGCGCCAUUUUCGGCGUUGUUACGGGACUACAGCAUGCCGAUGUCAAACAGAUAAUAAGACUAGUAUUUAACGUUGUGAGACAUUUUUUUCAGUAUUCUUAAAAAUGGGACGAAAAAAGAAGAAGCAGAUGAAGCCGUGGUGCUGGUACUGUAAUCGAGACUUCGAUGAUGAAAAGAUCCUCAUUCAGCAUCAGAAGGCAAAGCAUUUUAAAUGCCAUAUUUGCCACAAGAAGUUGUACACAGGCCCGGGCUUGGCUAUCCAUUGCAUGCAGGUUCACAAAGAGACAAUUGACAGUGUACCGAAUGCAAUUCCUGGAAGAACAGACAUCGAGCUGGAGAUCUACGGCAUGGAGGGGAUUCCAGAAAAAGAUAUGCAAGAAAGAAGACGAACGUUAGAGCAGAAAUCACAAGAAAGUCAAAAGAAAAAAUCAAAUCAGGAUGACUCUGAUGAGGACGAUGACGAUGAUGAUGAAGCAGGACCAUCAACUCAUCAGGUUCCUGCUGUCCAACCCCAAGCUGGGUAUGCUGCUCCAAUGGCCCAGCUUGGGAUUCCUCCCGUGGCUGGGACACCUGGGAUGCACCCUGGAGGAUAUCAAGGAAUGCCUCCCAUGAUGCCAGGCGUUCCUCCCAUGAUGCACGGCAUGCCCCCUGCCAUGCAUGGAAUGCCUCCAGGUAUGAUGCCAAUGGGUGGAAUGAUGCCUCCCAUGAUGCCAGGGAUGCCCGGUAUACCCCACGGAAUGCCACCCCACAUGGCUCCAAGGCCAGGGAUGCCCCAUAUGGCCCCAGCCCCCGCAGCAGGAGCGAUACCCAGUCGACCGGCAGUACCAGUGGCUCAGCCCGCCGUCACCAAACCUCUCUUUCCCAGUGCAGCACAGAUGGGCGCUGGUGUUCACAGCAGCACAGCAGCCGUUUCCUCACCACCCGCAGACCUUCAGUCUGUCUCCUCCCAGCCUCCCUUUCCUAACACUCCACAAGCCCAGCAGAGCACUUCAGGAGCUGUCGCUUCAAACUCCCACAGUACAGCCGCCUCCUCCGACCCUCCCAAAGCGACAUUCCCUGCCUACACCCAGCCCUCUAUCUCUUCUUCCUCUUCCACUUCCUCUUCUUCUAACCCCUCUAGCAGCACUGUGGCCAAACCCCCGGCCACAGUGACCAACAAGCCUGCCAUCCUCACCACCACGAGUGCAACUAGUAAGUUGAUCCAUCCUGAUGAGGAUAUCUCACUGGAAGAGAUGAAGGCCCAGUUGCCUCGUUACCAGCGUCUUACACCCAGGCCGGGUCAGGCCCAUGCGGCUGCUCCCCCAGUGGCGGCCGUGGGGGGCAUAAUGCCCCCACAGCAAGGCAUGCCACCACAGCAGCCGGGCAUGAGGCAUCCCAUGCAUGGUCAGUAUGGUGCUCCUCCUCAGGGCAUGCCAAGCUACAUGCCUGGAGGGAUGCCUCCAUAUGGGCAGGGUCCUCCUAUGGUGCCCCCGUACCAGGGAGGCCCUCCCAUGGGCAUGAGGCCGCCCGUCAUGUCUCCGGCUGGACGCUACUGAAGCAGCAAAGCAGCCACCACAUUAGGUUUGAGGUUAACACCUUUCUCUCAUCCUUGUGCUUUUUCAAACCUAGCUGCAAGCAAAGAGCAGUAAG